AAAAUAUGGAAUGCUUAUGGGUGUGGUUAUAAUUAUUAACAACAUGUUUAGUGCAUAUGAAUUCGCUGAUUCUCAUCUGAAGUGAUACGUGUGAACGAAAUAUUAAAUUUGGGAAAGCUGUACGUGUUUGCAUAUGAGUUUCGAUAAUUUUUCAACGAGCUAAGUACUGGAACGAGAUCGCAGAACGAACCACUACUGGAGUCUGCCUGGAAUUUUAAAUAGCACGUUUAUUACCAGUGGAAAUCAGCUGAACAUGGAGAGGAAUAUUCGCAGCUUCGUACACUGCCCCACGCGAGCAACGAAUAAGGAAGAACAAAUAAGGUUCAACUACCGUUCAGAGUAAGUCACCGUUCACGGCCAUUCUAUGUUUCGGCCAGUCGAUCGACCCCUAAGUUUCAGGCAGCGCGCCAGCGACUGGAUCUAUAAGAUGCUUUUUCUUUGGUCAAGGGAGCCAGCCCCGGGUCCAAGAGCCGGUCCCUGGUUUGCAUGGUUCGCCACAGCCCUGGUUCUUUGGCGUUGUCGACGUAGCGUCGCCAAGGCGAUCCUGGCCGUGUCACCGUUGAGAUUACUGAAGAAACGUAACCUCCUGCCUCUGAACACAUCGAAAGCCUCGUCCACGGCGACUCUCGUGAAGCUACAUCACCGGCAGAGACCUGAAGCAGCGCUAGUGCAACGGAAACACAGGCACUCGGGGAUCAGAACGAAAGUGAAACGACUGUGUACCGGUGACGGACCGCAUGUGACCAGCUCGACGUUCGCGAUACAAAGUCAACAAAUUCAUUACAAAGUGACCAGAAGCGGCAAAAUAUACGGGAAAUAUCCGAACAAGGUCGCCACGCCGGUGACCAGCGGCCGGGGAAACCAUUGAAGCGUGACCAUUCCAUUUUCUCCGAUUGUUUAACACCGAUAGCUCUCGCUUUUGUGCGGCCGUGGCCGUCCACGCGUUCAUCGCGGUCGUUCCUCGUGUGAACAUGCGUCAGCUCGAAAAACACGUGUGCUUGUACGAAACCUAUUCUGCGUUUGUCGCCAUAAAGUUAUUUCGUCCAAUGGACACUCUUGCGUUUUCCUUCGGCAUCGAUUUCGAUGCAGCGAGGCGGCGCUGUUGAAAUUCUUCCGGUUCCACAUCGUUGGUUUUCAAUCAUUUUUCACGCCCUGAGAAAUGAAA
Molecule: messenger RNA, 1165 nt
Organism: Eufriesea mexicana
Lineage: Eukaryota; Metazoa; Arthropoda; Insecta; Hymenoptera; Apidae
Exons: 5
Coding region: 365-868 (167 amino acids)
Source: RefSeq, a predicted model, not a curated record